AUCGCAGGCUUACAACGAGACUCCGAGAAAGCGAUUCAUGUCAGUCUAAUUCUGCCUAUGCAACAGUUCACUUGAGAUUAUAAAUAAAGCUUUAUGAGAUUAGUAGCCAAUAAUAAACAGAUAGCGAUUUCAGCCUGCAGCUAACCAAUUUGUUCAGUGAACGCGAGGCGGUUGUGUUUGUGCUGCUAAUAUUUAUUUUCCCGGUGCGCAAUUGGAUUCGUUGAUUUGAAGCGCAAAUGAGUUCGAUGGAGCCUGCAGCGCUUGAGGAUGAGCAGUACGUGGACGUGAGCUCGCUGCCGCUGAGGCCGCCGCAGCCGCUGCUGAAGCCUGAGAAGGCAGCGCGCCGGCCCUGGCACCCCGUCAUGUGGGACAGCUCUAUCGAAGGCAUCCCGCCGCCAGACCACACCGAGUCCGAUGAGCCCAAGCAAGGAUCCGAGUACCCACACAAGCAGCGCAUCCGCAACCUGCGCCGGCUCAUCGCGGACGGCAAGGUCAAGCCCACGUCGGAGACUCUCAUCUUCUUCCUAUGCAACAAGUUCGCCAUAUCCGAUGAACGACAAAAUAAAAUAUCUGUGUAAACUGGCUUUAAUCGUUAACGUUUGUUAUUGUAUGUAAUCAGAUGCAACAUUGUAUAGUAUUAAUAAUAACCAGCCUAUGUAAUCCACAUUUAUAUUUAUGUACUAAUUUAAGAUAGGGUAAAUAGAAAAAAUAAUUUUGUAAAAAUCUAGCCUUGUAACUUUAAUUCUUUCUUAAUCAUAAGAAAUGCAGUUUAUUGCAGUACCCUCUAAUGUCAACAUAAAUAAUUAAUUAUUUAAUUUUACAUAGAUCCCAGUAUGUACAAAACUUUACGUGAAUAUCUGACAAGUCUGACGCGCACACAAGUAUCAUACACGCGUUCGGCACAUCGCUCUACGCUUCGAUCGAAUCGCGACGCUCUACGAUCAAACAACGCAUAA
This is a messenger RNA of Ostrinia furnacalis (Asian corn borer), 956 nucleotides long. RefSeq lists its product as uncharacterized. Lineage: Eukaryota; Metazoa; Arthropoda; Insecta; Lepidoptera; Crambidae. The transcript is spliced from 3 exons. The coding region runs from base 237 to 578 and encodes 113 amino acids. The record is from RefSeq and is a predicted model, not a curated record.